UGUGGGGGUGCAAGGCCCAAAAAAAGCCACCAAUGUCUUCCACACGUGAGGGCGGGAGGUCUCAGCUGUGGCGGGGACCCUGAGUGCAGUCCUUUUACAUUCUAACCUGCCGACGCCAGGACAUCCAGCAUGGGCAGAGGGUGUGGUGCCGAUGGAGGGAAGGCGAAGAAGAAGGAAAGGGACUUGGAUGAGCUAAAGAAGGAGGUGUCCUUGGACGACCACAAAAUAUCUCUGGAUGAUCUGGGAAAACGCUAUGGAGUGGACCUCACGAGGGGCCUGACCAGCGCCAGAGCGUUGGAGAUUCUUGCCAGGGACGGUCCAAACGCCCUGACCCCUCCCCCCACCACACCUGAGUGGGUCAAGUUCUGCCGUCAGCUGUUCGGCGGCUUCUCCAUCCUGCUCUGGAUCGGUGCCAUCCUCUGCUUCCUAGCUUACACCAUCCAGGUGGCCACGAGGAGCACAUGA
Perca fluviatilis (European perch) is the source of this 465-nucleotide messenger RNA. RefSeq names its product sodium/potassium-transporting ATPase subunit alpha-1-like. Gene Ontology annotation, biological process: potassium ion import across plasma membrane; proton transmembrane transport; sodium ion export across plasma membrane. NCBI's taxonomy places the organism in Eukaryota, Metazoa, Chordata, Actinopteri, Perciformes, Percidae. Gene Ontology annotation, molecular function: P-type sodium:potassium-exchanging transporter activity. Bases 130 to 465 code for a protein of 111 amino acids. The transcript has 4 exons. The record is from RefSeq and is a predicted model, not a curated record.